CCAAGAUUGAACACCGUCAUGAACGCGCCCAAGCGAAGCGCGGUCUCCAAGAGUUGGGCGCCGGUGCGCACCCAUGCCGGAAUUUACACUGGCGGCAAGGUGCAGCUUAGUCCUCAGCGCCCAGGCGUUGAGGCGGGCAAAGUAUUUGCGUGCAUGCUCCAGGACGACGUGGCAGUCGUGGACGCGUCAAACGGGACCCUGCUGUUCACGUUGCAAGGAGACAAGACGGACGAAGAGAAGGAAGCGAUCCUGAGUUUCUCGUUGCGACCAAAGCACAAUCACAUUGUGACCGCAAGUCGCAACUCGCUCUUGCGUUUGUGGGACCUCGACACGCGUAUGUGCAUUCGCACGAUCAAGACUGCGGACGUGCCGAUUCUCUGCAUGGACUUCGACCCGACCGGAACGCUUCUUGCCACGGGCGCCAGCGAUCGACUUGUCAAGGUCUACGACAUUGAAAAGGGCUUUGUCACGCACAACUUUAAGAAACACACGGGCAUCGUAACAUUGGUCAAAUUUCACCCCGACGCCAAGCGGCUGCAGCUCGUGUCGGCCAGCGACGACUCCACCGUUCGCAUAUGGGACCUUAUCGCGCAGAAAGAAGUCGGGUGCAUGAAAGACCACAUGAGUCCUGCCACGACCGUCGCGUUUUCCCACGAUGGAUACACGCUGCUGUCGUCUGGCCGAGAUAAAGUCAUUAACGUGUGGGAUCUGCGCAAGCAAGUUCUGGUCAAGACUGUGCUGGCUCACGAAUCGAUCGAAGCCAUCGUGGUGGUGCCGUCGCCUGCGCCAUCGUCGGACGUUUUCUUUGCGACCGCGGGAGACAAGGGACUAGUUAAGCGCUGGAAGCUCUCGGGCACGACGUGCGCCGUCGUCGCAACACAAACAAACGCGACGCCGGCCAACGACGAUGACGCGCCCCAUGUGCCGUACACAAACCUCCUCUUCAACGCUGGCCGCAACGAACUGGUGGCUGUCACGGCGGAACACAAUUUUUUGCUGCUCGAUCCAGCUUCCCUCGUCCGCACGCGUCAAAUCAUCGGAUUCAACGACGACAUUUUGUCGCUCAAGUUUGUGCCGUCCGCCGACGGCGCUGCGCUCUCGGACCGCAUCGUCGCGGCCACCAACAGCAACCAGAUUCGCGUGAUGGACCGCCAUACGAUGUCGUGCGACUUGCUCUCUGGCCACUCGGACAUUGUGAUGGCCGUUUCCGUCUCUCCUGAUGGCAAAUGGCUCGUGAGUGCCUCCAAGGACGGCACCGCGCGUGUGUGGAAUCUCGCCACGCUGCGCUGCGUCGCAGUGUGCUCGGGGCACACCGAGUCGGUUGGAUCGAUCGCCAUGGCACAAAAGAUUCACAAUUACACGUCCGGCACGGCGUUUUUCGUCACGGGGAGCUCGGACAAAACGAUGAAGUUGUGGAGCAUGGGGUCGUUGUUGUCAUCGUCUACGUCGGUGACGACGACGCUGAGCGCGACGGCCGCGACAAAAGCCCACGACAAGGACGUGAAUGCGCUGGCAAUUGCUCCAAAUGACCGCUUCAUCGCGAGUGGAUCGCAGGACAAGCUCAUCAAGAUCUGGAACGCAGCGACACUGUCCGUCGUGGGGGUGUGCCGCGGCCACAAGCGCGGGAUCUGGGCGCUCGAGUUUUCGCCGGUGGACCAGUGUCUGGCAAGUGCCAGCAGCGACAAGACGGUCAAGCUGUGGAACGUAAAAGAUUUUUCGUGUGUCAAGACGUUUGAAGGCCACACGGCGUCCGUUUUGAACGUUCAAUUCGUGUGCGCGGGGAUGCAGCUGGCGUCGGCGGGGGCCGACGGCCUCGUCAAGCUCUGGACGAUCAAGACAAGCGAGUGCGAAGCCACAUUUGACCACCACAUGGACAAGAUUUGGGCGCUUGCCGUCGCCAAGGACAGCUCCGAGAUGCUCACGGGCGGCGCCGACUCGACAAUUCAUUUCUGGCACGACUUGACUCAGGAAGAAGAGGACCGGUUGAAGAUGGAAUCGGACCAGAAAGUGCUCAUGGAACAAGAGCUCAUGAACUGCCUGCGCGCGAAUGACUACAUGCAAGCGAUUCAGCUUGCAUUCGACAUCCAGCACCCGUUUCGCCUCAUGCAGAUCCUCCGCGACGUCAAAGAAGGGCCGAAGGGGCAGAUGCCGAACGUCCCGACCGCCGCCGCGAGCCACGCGGUGUACGACCAUGUCGUCCAACAACUCUCCAACGACCAACUGUGCAAGUUGCUCGAGUGGAUUCGCGACUGGAAUACAAAUGCCAAGCACAGCGAAGUGACCCAGCUGCUCGUGUCGAGCUUGCUGCGAGUGGUGCCGCCGUCGCGGUGGGCCAAAAUUGAGCACGCCGGCAAGAUGCUGGACGGGCUCAUUGCGUACACGGAACGUCAUUUCCAGCGCAUGGAACGGAUGCUUCAAAAGUCGUACUUGGUCGAUUUCACGAUUGUGUCGAUGCAAAAGUUGCUGCCGUCGGUCGACGACAACCGCGCGACUGCCGCCAUUGACGAGGUCGUCCAGCAUGGCGACGAACCAACUACCCCGACAACUCCGACCACAUCCGCCAACAAGCGAAAACCCCCGACGACGUCGGCGGCAGCCCCGAAGCAAAUCAAACGGUCCAAGGUUCGAGUGUAGGUAGUUGAGCGUUUACACGUUAUUACCAUUUUGUACACACACUGGCAACGGCAAGUCCCUCCACUGUCAGCGCAGCUCGCGAACGUCGCAGA
Molecule: messenger RNA, 2726 nt
Organism: Aphanomyces invadans
Lineage: Eukaryota; Oomycota; Saprolegniomycetes; Saprolegniales; Verrucalvaceae
Exons: 6
Coding region: 19-2634 (871 amino acids)
Biological process (GO): endonucleolytic cleavage to generate mature 5'-end of SSU-rRNA from (SSU-rRNA, 5.8S rRNA, LSU-rRNA); endonucleolytic cleavage in 5'-ETS of tricistronic rRNA transcript (SSU-rRNA, 5.8S rRNA, LSU-rRNA)
Cellular component (GO): small-subunit processome; nucleolus; 90S preribosome
Molecular function (GO): protein binding; U3 snoRNA binding
Source: RefSeq, a predicted model, not a curated record